UUUUUUCUAUUUUUAUGAAAAAAGCCACUCUAUAUAUGCGGCUAUUAUCUAGGAGUAGGAGGUCGUUUUUUUAAAGGAAAAAGAAGAAAAAAAGAGGAAUAACAUACGCAAAUUUUGAUGCACUUUAUUUAGAUUGGUCAAAUUUCACACAAUCUUGUUAUGUGCAAUUUACAUUGGCAAAGGCAACCUGGUUAUCUCCAUGGAAACGAAAAACAACGAGGACGAGUUAGUAUAUGGAAGUUAGAACAGCUAAUAUAAUUGACCAUUUUAGGACUAGUUACUUCUCUAAUGGAGUCAUUUACAUUACAAAUUCUGUUGCAGCUGAUAUAACAAACGCCAUCUCUGUCUUGCUUCUUUUGUUUCAUCAUCUCCUCUAUGAUGUGGUCUGCUCCUCGUUCUGCUUUAUCCGCCAUGGCCCUUGAGCCACCGCCCUCUCCCCAACCUUCCUCUGCCACCAGCAAUGAUGGAUUGCAAAGCAAACAAAGAGAGCAGAAUGAAGCAAAGCAGAGAUCAAUAAUAAGGUCUCUAAGGAGGCUAACUGCGCUAUCAACAGGUUCACUUCCAGAUGUGGAACCUCCAAGAAGUGAGGAUGUCUCUGUAUCUAGUAUGAAGAGUUGUCCGAGUCCAGGAUCCGAAAGCUCCUCUUCCAACACCGGUAGCCCUUCUAAUUCCGGGGAGCAGUCGGAUUUAAAAGGCAACAAUAACAAUAAAAUGAAUGGCAUUGUUAGUAUUCUGAAGAAAGGAUCCCAGAUGCCCCUCUAUACCUUAACCUCAAUCAAGGAGGCUCCGUAUUUCAAAAAGAGAACCUCCGCCGAACGAAUCCCAGAGGAAUUUUCUGCAAUUCUUAAACAAGGAUCAUCUCUUAAUCCUGAGGCUUAUCGCUUUAAAGCGUCCUGGAAAUUAUUCACUCUCGCAGAUCUCCAGGCCGCGACCAAUAAUUUCAGCCAGGAGAAUUUGAUCGGGCAGGGAGGUUAUGGUGAGGUUUACAAAGGCCAAUUGGCAGAUGGAACCUUUGUAGCAAUUAAAAGGCUAACAAGAGGGGACCAAGAAGAAAUGACUGCAGAUUUUUUGUCCGAGCUUGGGAUUAUAGUGCAUGUGGACCACCCCAAUAUUGCUAAAUUGAUUGGAUAUGGAGUUGAAGGUGGAAUGCAUCUUGUUCUUCAGUUGUCUCCACAUGGCAGCCUAGCUUCCAUACUAUAUGGACCUAGAGAGAAACUGAAUUGGAACAUGAGGUAUAAGAUUGCAUUGGGGACUGCUGAAGGCCUCCACUAUCUGCAUGCACAAUGUCAAAGAAGGAUUAUUCACAGAGAUAUCAAGGCUGCUAAUAUAUUGCUUUCAGAGGAUUUUGAGCCACAGAUAGCUGAUUUUGGACUAUCUAAAUGGUUACCUGACAAAUGGACUCACCAUACUGUCUCCAAAGUAGAAGGCACAUUCGGUUACCUUCCUCCUGAAUACUUCAUGCAUGGUAUUGUUGAUGAAAAAACUGAUGUAUUUGCUUAUGGAGUGCUAUUAUUGGAGCUCAUUACCGGCCGUCCGGCUUUGGACAAAGCUCAGAAAAGUCUUGUGAUGUGGGCAAAACCACUGAUAUCCAAGAGCAAAAUGGACGAGCUUAUUGAUCCAUGUCUUGCUGGUGCCUAUGACGAAGAGCAGAUGAAAUAUAUAAUCUUAACAGCUUCUUUGUGUAUAGCGGAGUCGACCGUUCGACCGCGAAUGCAUCAGGUAUUGCAGAUAGCAAAAGGUGAAGAAGGCAGCAUGGAGUUAGUUAGGGAACUCCUGGAACCUUUAUGUGAUGAUGAGUUCCUUGAAGAAGAGUUUCCUUCACCUGAGAGUUCCAAUGACAUAUCUAAACAUUUGCAGACUAUUGGACAAGAUUAAGACUCUGCUGAUAACAGCAAGCAUUAAAGACUAGAUUAUGGCCCCUCAUUUCAUUUCAGAUAUUGCAACUGUGCAAAAGUUUAGGUGUAGUGAUUUUAUUUGCAGAAUAGGUAUUUGUGUGUAUAUUUCGUUAUUUCUUGUGUGUAUUCAAUGGCAAUCCAAGAUUUCAAAUGUAUGCUGAUAAUAUUACGCAGUGAAAUUCACUAUGAAAGAUAUUUUAUCUAAUUUACUUUUU
Arachis ipaensis is the source of this 2110-nucleotide messenger RNA. RefSeq names its product receptor-like cytosolic serine/threonine-protein kinase RBK2. Gene Ontology annotation, biological process: protein phosphorylation. The record is from RefSeq and is a predicted model, not a curated record. Gene Ontology annotation, molecular function: protein kinase activity; ATP binding. Lineage: Eukaryota; Viridiplantae; Streptophyta; Magnoliopsida; Fabales; Fabaceae.